Racocetra persica is the source of this 1833-nucleotide messenger RNA. The record is from the annotation of a GenBank genome assembly. NCBI's taxonomy places the organism in Eukaryota, Fungi, Glomeromycota, Glomeromycetes, Diversisporales, Gigasporaceae.
UUCGUUUCACGUCAGGUACAAGCAUCAACAGCAACACAAAUAAGUUUUGGCCCUGCAGUCGAUCAAAAAAUUAGCGAAGAUUAUGGCCAAAUCUUCUGCACAUAUAAAAAACAUGAACAAGAGAAUAUUAGCAGUGGUACAGGAAAUUUUAUCAAAAUGCACGGUGGAAAUCAAUGGGUAUCUGUUUUCGGAGCUAUGUGCCUAUUAUUGCAUGCAGAAUACACUAUUUAUAUCAUGCGCGACACAGAAUUUUCUUUUUUAUUACAGUCGCAAAAUGAAGAUCCGAUGCAAGGUAUUUUGGUUUCAAAAUUUAAGCAAUAUUGGACACUUCAAAAGGAGGAUUCGGAAGACCAGCAAAGUACAGAGAAGCAAAUCGCAAAAAUUAUGGAAUCAAUGGGAAAAUCAAAAUUUAAAAACCCCAAAUUAGCUAAAACAUCACCUAUUGAUGAUAUAUCAUGGGCAAUCUAUGCAAUGUUCUUCGAGAAACCAUAUCACCAUUUAAAGAAAACAUUAGACGAACGCACUGAUUUAUUAGUUAUGACACAUGCUACGUCACUUGUUCAUUGUUAUCAGUUGAGCGGCAUCUGUGUGCAUCGAGACGAGGAUUACCUGAUGAAAUGGGCGGUAGAUAAUCCGGAUUCUGCAUAUGGAAGGGCGUUCGUGGUUACUGAACAGGAUGUUUCGGAUCUCAUUAAACCAUCGCCCGAAGAAAAUAAGUCAAAUAGCAAUAAGACACAACAAAUCGCAGAUUCUACAAAAAACAAGACUUUUUAUAAUCUUACAAUGGAGAACUUUAAAUGGAUUCAAAACAGAAAAAAAAAUGACAAGGAGUCGCAGACUAAUUCGGCAGAAGAAGCAGAAGAUAAGCCCCCGAUUUUUUCAACUCUGUCGGAAACAAUGACUGAUAGGAUUAGAUACUUUAUGAAAGGAAAUCCACCAGAUAAGGAAGAUAUGGUAAAGCUGUUUAUAAAUCUUGCUGAUAUGGGCAGAAAUCCAGACACGUUCGAUGAACCUGAAAGCAAGACUAAUCUUUCUAAAAAAGAAGCAAAAGCUGUCGAUUACGUCUACAGGCGCCGUUUGACUAUGGGAAUUUCAAGCAGUAUCACUGAUGUUAUUCAACAGCUUGCUAAAAUGCAGUAUGAAUUCAGCCAUCAACAGACCGCCGGUAUUCUAAAACGUGAACUACUUGGCCGUGUCGCAUCUUUGUUGCUUGGUUAUGGGUAUCCAUAUCACCCCGACGAACGCCCUUCAUCUAAAUGGUAUCUCUCACCAGAAGUAGUUAUACGAUUCCUUCUUGUCAAUGAAUCAGUUUUUGAAAGUAUGUCGAAAACAGAUAAAAAAUUCAACUGGAAUAUUUUGUUUGAUUCUCGGAUAUUAGGGUCACCACUUGUCAAACGCAUGAUUGACUUGAAUAAAAACGAUGACUUUUCCUCAAAAAAUUUCAUUAAUGGUAACCUAAAAACAGUGUCAUACCAUAUCAAGCGGCUUCAUAUGGCAAAAGAUGACGAGUUGGAUGCAUAUAUUAUUGAAUUUCUUGCUAACGAUCGAUUUAAUUGGCAACAAGAUGAAGAAAAUCUGGAAAGAAAAAUAAAGGAUUUAAGAGGUACUAUAUAUAAAUAUAAUAAAUGGCGUUGUUAUCUUGAAGCAUAUAAAAAUGUUGCAGAUGCAAUUUUUGAGGGCAAAGAGGAAAAUAUAAGACCUGUUAUUAAUUUUGAUGAAGAGAAAGCGAUUGCUGAAAUGAAUGGAUUAAGCAACGAAGAUAGUGAUGACGGUGAUGAUUGUGAUGAAGAUAGUGAAGAUCGCGAUGAAGAUAGUGAAGAAUAUGGCAAAUAA